AUGGUAUUAAAAUCGAAUUCAAGUGCAGUUGGCGAGGAGGGCUGUGACUUCGACCAACCGGUCUUUGUUAGCCCGCACUGCAGAGAAAGGUAUUGUGCAUGGAAAUACGACGCCGUCGUGGGAGAGAAUGUUACUCUUGUCUGCACGGUGAACUACACGGCUGACAGUGGUAGCUCGUUGUACUUGUCGUACGCCAGCUGCAGACAGCCCUGCUCCCCUCUGCGGCAAGACUGCCCAAGUAACAAGACUUUGCCAUGCCGCAUAAGCCACGUUAUUAGAGCUGUGAAAGAGAUUGACGAGGACAGAUGGACUUGUUCUGUGCACCAUCCGCAAUGCUUGAAUCAUAAUUCUAUAGAGUUGAAACUUAAUGUUAGGCCACAGAAAACUAUCAAGUUAGACAAGUCCCCUGUCAACCACACUGUAAGGGUUGGUGAGACGGUGUCUUUUGACUCGUAUGCCGAGGGAUACCCGGAACCAACCCCUGAAUGGUGGCACGAUGGUUUGUUCAUGGCCUCAUCGCCACAUAUUGAUAUGGAUGAUAAUGGUACGAUUACCAUAUAUAACGUAUCCAAAGACGACGCGGGCGUCUAUAGGGUAACGUGGGAGGGAAAGUAUGGUAAAGUAGCGUCCUCUGCCAAUCUGGUAGUUGAAGAUGAGCCUUCUCCGGCUGGACAUCAGUUUCAGUGGUGGUGGUUGGCUGUUGGAGGUGUAGGGGCAAUUGCUCUACUGGUAGUGACUAUAGUCGGUUUCAUUCGGGCAGUUUUUACCCCACACGUGGACGAACGAAACUUUGCAUAA
Molecule: messenger RNA, 798 nt
Organism: Lingula anatina
Lineage: Eukaryota; Metazoa; Brachiopoda; Lingulata; Lingulida; Lingulidae
Biological process (GO): dendrite self-avoidance; homophilic cell-cell adhesion; axon guidance
Cellular component (GO): plasma membrane; axon
Molecular function (GO): cell-cell adhesion mediator activity
Source: RefSeq, a predicted model, not a curated record